This is a messenger RNA of Paramormyrops kingsleyae, 3414 nucleotides long. RefSeq names its product cytochrome P450, family 1, subfamily B, polypeptide 1 (gene cyp1b1). The record is from RefSeq and is a predicted model, not a curated record. NCBI's taxonomy places the organism in Eukaryota, Metazoa, Chordata, Actinopteri, Osteoglossiformes, Mormyridae. Gene Ontology annotation, molecular function: steroid 17-alpha-monooxygenase activity; iron ion binding; heme binding. Gene Ontology annotation, biological process: hormone biosynthetic process; progesterone metabolic process.
CUAAUCAAACUGUUCCCAGUGUGUGGGGUUAUGACAAUCCAGGGGAGCUACAGUUAGAGAGAGAGAGACACACAGAAAUAGAGAGAGAGAAAGAGGGAGGGAGAGAAGGAGGAGGGGGGACGGAGAUCACUUCGAAGGAAAAGAAAAAUAUAUAUAAACCACUCGUCGCUAGCGAACUAAAAUGCGAUGUGUUAGUGCAGCGUUUGGGAUAAAUGAUUUCAUUAGGAACUUAUGAAAACUAUAUACGUGUUGGGUCGUUUGAGAGCCAAAGCACCGGACUGAAGCACUGAAGUCUAUACAUUCAUGUAAAAUACCAGGAUGACUAGCGAGGAGAUAUCUGAGGUCAUUCGAGCAUCGCCACGUUCUUUACUAUUGACGUCGCUCUCUUUGCUUGUGACUGUACGCCUGUGUUUGUGGAUCCAGCGGUACCUGCGCCUUCACAGCCCCCCGGGACCGUUUCCUUGGCCCAUUGUCGGAAAUGCCGCUCAGCUUGGAUGCGCGCCUCACCUGUACUUCACUCGUAUGGCAAAGAAAUACGGUAAUGUUUUCCAGAUCAAGCUCGGUAGCCGGACCGUCGUGGUCCUUAACGGUGAUGUUAUCAGGACGGCGCUCAUCAAAAAAGGAGCUGAUUUUGCCGGUCGGCCAGAUUUUACUUCUUUUCGGGUCGUUUCAAAUGGCAAGAGCAUGGCUUUCGGUAACUACAGCGAGCAGUGGAAAGCGCAUCGGAAGGUCGCACAGUCCACGGUCCGGGCGUUCACCACCAUCAACAUGAAAACCAAAAAGACGCUUGAGAGUCACGUUGUGAGCGAGGUCAGGGAACUGCUCUACCUCUUCUUGGAAAAAUCAGCAGAAAAGAAGUACUUUGAACCGCGGUCAUACCUCAUUAUAUCCAUCGCAAACGUAAUGAGUGCCGUUUGUUUUGGGAAGAGGUACUCUUACACCGAUUCGGAGUUUCGAACGAUUGUGGGGAGAAACGAUCAAUUCACCAAAACGGUGGGUGCUGGGAGUAUCGUGGACGUCAUGCCUUGGCUUCAGUAUUUUCCAAACCCGAUUAAAUCUAUAUUUAUUAAUUUUAAAAAACUCAACGCGGAGUUCUACGAUUUCAUCCAAAACAAAGUUUCCGAGCACCGGAAAACGAUUAAGUCUAGCAUCAUUCGAGACAUGACUGAUGCUUUUAUUUUUGCCAUGAAUCGGAAACUAACUGGCCCGCUCGGUGUUUUCCUGGACAAAGAACGCAUCUGCCCCAUGAUAACCGACAUUUUUGGAGCAAGUCAAGAUACACUAUCAACCGCUUUGCAAUGGAUCAUACUGAUACUUGUAAGAUUUCCUGAUGUCCAAGCACGACUUCGGGAAGAGGUCGACAAAGUGGUGGACCGGAGCAGACUCCCGACCAUCGAGGACCAGAGUCAAUUGCCGUACGUCAUGGCCUUUCUCCACGAGGUCAUGCGAUACACCAGCUUCAUCCCUGUCACCAUCCCACAUGCAACAACCAACAACACUACCAUUGAAGGCUACCACAUCCCUAAGGGCACCGUGGUCUUCAUUAACCAGUGGUCUGUCAAUCAUGACCCUGGCAGGUGGAUGAAUCCAGAAGUUUUUAACCCCCUGAGAUUCCUGGAUGCCAGUGGGGCUCUGGAUAAAGAUCUGAGCAGCAAUGUUCUGAUAUUCUCAAUGGGAAAGCGCCGCUGCAUAGGGGAGGAACUGUCCAAGAUAAAGCUCUUCCUUUACACAUCCCUGCUGGCUCAUCAGUGCCUCUUCUCAGCCGACCCAGAAAGCCCCCCCAAAAUGGAUUUCGAGUACGGCCUGUCCCUGAAGCCCAAAAACUUCAAAAUAACAGUCACACACCGUGACACCAUGGACCUGUUGGACUCCUCUGUGGAGAAGCUGUUGGAUGGUGUGAAAACAGAAGAUAGAGCGGGUUAAGCAAAAACGAAACAAAGAAGACUAUGAAUGAAGGCAUAAGGAAGUGCAAGUGAAGUAGAAUGGCUAUGAUUUCCUAACAUAGAAAUAUAUAUUUAUAGAGACUCAAACAAAACAUAGUAUAUUUUUAUAUAAUUUCUAAACAGGGCAUAAUCAUCUGAAGGACUUUUAAUCUGCUUGAUAGACAAAUAAAAGUGCAAUAGGAAUUCAGAAUAUAAAUUUACACACAUAUAACAUAAAGCUGCCAUGCAUGAGAGCAUGGAAACACAGUUUUAAAGCUUGAGUCUCUACAUGCCAGUCCGUAAUGCUGAUCACAGGCAGGCUUGAGAGUGUGCUCGCCAACACAGUAUGAGAGAGACUUUUAGUCAGCAUUUCUCAUAAGCUAAGCUUCAUAAGUAGUUAGGCUGUCCAAAGACAUGUGUCUGAUCAUAAAAAUAGGCCCACAAGUGCUCAGAUUUUGUCUGUUUCAUGGUACUAAGAAACAAAUUGACACAUUUUAGGUCUUUUUUGGAUCUAUGGAUCUCAUAAAACACGAUUAAUAUUUGUCAAGGGUUUUACUUUACAUUUAAUGUUCAAACUUGUAUGCUUCACUUUUAGCAGUACAAUAUGGUAGCUUGACUCGCAUAGUUUCACUGCAAAAAAAAAACAAUAAAGAUUAUCAUGGUGCUGAAUUUCAAGCACAGAUUUUCCAAAUGUUCAGAAUAGUUUUGGACAAACUGCACACUGGAUCACCAUUUCUGCAUGUUUACUUACAUAGAAAAUAUCUUACUGAAAAGUCUUAUAACUGUUCUUGGGUGUGUAUCAUAGCACAGUAUGAAAUAAUCUCUGGGUUUAUCACAAUAUCAAAAAGUAUUUAAAAAAAUUAUGUAACAGUAUGGUAGGAUGUAUAAAAACAAACAGGCCUGAUUAAAUUGUCCUAGCAAAAUUUGAAGAGUUAGGGUGUAAAUGGAGAAUAUGAUUAACAGGUACAUGCCCAAAGUGCUGGCAUUUGUAGAAGACUUGAAUAUAUACAGGAAUAUAUAAUGUAAUGUUUGUUUUGUACACGCUUCAGAUUUUCAGGAUUUAAGAUACAGGGUAGCCUGUGUGUAUGAACUACUGUAUUCAUGCAUUUAUUAAAAAUGCUUCACUCACCUGACGUGUAUUAGACCAGGAUAUUUUCGUACCUAUAUUUCUGCAGUGUUGAUCAAAGCACUAUCAAUUUUUAUGUGUUUUGAUGUAUAUGAUUCAGGGAUUGUCUAGUCUUGUUAACUGCUUUAUUUCAUGUAGAAGCUCAAAUAUACACAGUGGUUAAAUAUCUCUGUAAAGUUUAAACCCUGCUAAUUAACCCUUAAUUUAACAAGCUUCAUAGUAGGAGUUUGCCAGUUUUAUACAUUUUAAGAAAUUUGUAAUAUAUUUACUAGGGGUGUGCUAUCACUGUAAAAGCAUUAUAUUUAUAGUUAAGAUAAUCAUAUAUCAUUUUAUGACUUUUUAAAAUAAAAUGUAAGUAGAUUUUUA